AUGGCUGCGUUAGCGCAUUCUAGAAAGAGACGGCGAGAAGCAGUCAAUGUGGACGUCAAGCUUGUAGAAAUUUACGAAGACCUCGCCAACGAGAAAAACGAAAUUCGCCUCAAAGCUGCCCAUGACUUACUGUCUCGCUUUACACCAGAGCAACAACCUUCUGAAGAACAAAUUGAAAAGGUUUUAAGAAGGCUCUUUCGAGGUCUAUGUAGCAGUCGAAAAGCUGCCCGAAUUGGGUUCUCUAUUGCCCUUACUGAGCUUCUCUCACAAGCAUUCUCAGGCGUUGGGCGACGGGAUUCGGAGCAACUGAAUAUCUCAAAGACACUGGAGAUCUUAGAAUCACAAACUAACCCUCAGAACUGUUCUUCUGGUCAGGAGGAGCGGGAUCACUACUUUGGUCGAUUAUUUGGCGCAGAAGCCAUACUGAAAUCGUUGAUUUUGCUACAACCUGAUGUUUCGUUUCACCUCUGGACGAAGCUUCUCAACCUAGUCUUUGACUUGUUCAAGAAAAAGCCUUGGCUGAAAGAAGAAUGCGGGUAUAUCAUAUACCAGGCAAUUAUCAGCAUCGCUAAUGAAAAAGGCGACGUUCGCUAUAUCAGUGAGAUUAUUAAAGGCCUUUCAGAUAAUGGAUUGGCGAAAACGUCCGAGGGAGUAGCAAUCUGGCUAGCUGCCAUGGAUUUCCCAUUGCCUGUCACCUUUACCUCCAAUAUAUGGCACAACAAUAACCCACUGCACUCCAAAGAGAGGGCCACGAUUGCCAGAAUUUUGAAAGAAUCGUCAGCUCCGCAAUCCGAACAAGACUACGAAAAUGACGCUGCCAACGGGUCUGGUGUCUGGAAUCCAAAGUUACAUUUUGUGUGGGACCCGAUUCUCCUUAAGUUAUACGCAGCUUUUGACGCAGAGAAAAAUGAUCAUCUUCCCAAGCAACUUUUAUUUUCUGAAUUUUGGACUGAGGUUGUCGACAAUGGACUAUUCUCAGCUGCAUCCUCUGAGGAACGUAAAUAUUGGGGCUUUCUGGCGUUUAUGAAAGUUGUCAAUAAUGCACCGAUCGAGGCGGCCAAGUCUAUAUUCACAAAGAACUUGGUUCGGUGCUUAGUCAAUCAGCUAUCCGUUGAAGAUAGAUACCUCCAUCGAGUUGCCCAAAAAGCUGCAAAAUCAAUACAAACCCGCGGCGCAAAUGAUUCUGAAUUCACGAUUUCCGCACUUCGUGGCCUAACAGGGCCAGCAGGUAUUAUCAAUUUCGAUCAAGUUACCAAAACUAAAACCAUUGAAAAAUUGAUCAGUGAUGCACCUUUCGACAAUAUCGGCCAAGUCAUCAUCUUUCUACAAGAUUUGAUUGCUUCGCCUGGUUCAGAUGAUAUCAAAACUGUAGGGUCCCGAAGGCAGCAGCUAUCAACCCUUCUGACUUUAGUCGUGAAAUCCCUUGUGGCAAAAUCAGAUACCUCUGGUCGUUUGGAUUCCUCCAUAAAGGAUGCCAUGGUAGCUCUGGCACGCCCAGCGUAUUUUGUGUCUUUGGGUGAAGCAACAACUAGAAGCUAUGACCCGGCAGUCUCCCAGUCAUCUCAGGAAUUUUUUAAGAAUAAAAUUUCGUCAUGCCUAAACAUGGUCAUUGCCGGUCACAAGAAUGCCUCAUCCAUUGUGUAUGGAGUCAUUCAAGAUAUCCACAAAUUGGGCCAAAAUGGUGAAUGUGGGAAGUUCGUUAUUGAAAUGGGGCAGAAUAUCAGCGACUCUGUAGAUGCGGGCUUUAGAAUUCUAAAAAAAAUGCACCACAAGGAAAAAAAAAGUAGUCAAACGGAGAUUAUUAGCAUUCAAGCCAUUAAAUUGCUAUAUUCUAUGACCAUAUUUCAGAUAUACAAUGGCGAUCCUGAUGCUGUUUCUAUGUUGGAUGAGCUCAAACUCUGCUACGACAAAUUUAUCAGCCAGAAGAGUUCUAAAACAGAAGAAAAUGCGGAGGCCUCUGAUGUUUUAGUUGAGAUAUUACUUAGCUUUGCAUCCAAGCAGGUUCAGCUUUUUCGUCGGACAAGCGAACAGGUUUUCAGUGCGUUUGCUCACCAGAUUACCGCCACUGGUCUUGAGUCAUUAAUCUCGAUUUUAGAAGCCAAAGAUACCCUUGCAGGCCAGGAAGAGAUGUUUGACAAUGACGAUGAAGACAGCGACGUAGAAAUGGUCGACUCUGAUGGACUUGAUAGUGAUGUGGAAGAGAUAAGCCAAUCGUCAGAUGCUGACUCAGAUGGCACAGACGAUUCUAAUGACGAAAGUGCGGAGGAUAAUUCUGAAAACGAAGCUGAACUUCAAGAGCUCGAUGCAAAACUCGCGAUCGCGCUUGGAACUCAUCGUGCGGAUGAAGAUGUUGACACGAAUUCUGAGACCUCCGAUAUGGAUGACGAUCAAAUGGAGGCUUUAGACGAGAAACUUGCCCAAGUUUUCAAAGCCCAGAACCAGGCUUUAAGCAAAAAGAAACAGAAGAAAGACGCCCGAGAGAACAUGAUUAAUUUCAAAAACCGAGCUCUCGACCUUCUUGAGAUUUACGUAAAGAAAUCCCACUCUAACAUCAUAGCGACGAAUAUCCUUCUUCCGCUCCUAAAGGUCCUCCGGUCGUCCAAAGUGCUGCAGAUCGCCAAUAAAGCAAGCGUCAUUUUGCGUGAAUACUGCAAACUCUGCAAGGGCGCUAGUCUCCCUUCAUUUGAAGACGAAGAACCGGUUUGGAAGCUUUUCAAGUCAAUACAUGAAGAAGCCACACACAGUGGGCCAUCUUUCCACUCUACAGCCUGCAGUCAGGCUAGUUUACUAGUCGUCAAAAUACUUGUGGCAAAUAAUAAGGAUAAUAUGGAGCGUAUCGUGGAUGAAUAUGCGCAAACGCGGAAAAAGCAGUUAUUGAGCAAAAAAUGUCAUGUUCAGCCCUCGUUCUUUUCGGAUUGGAACAACUGGUGCGUUUCAGCGAGCAAGACGAUGAAAGAGUGA
Molecule: messenger RNA, 2961 nt
Organism: Ophidiomyces ophidiicola
Lineage: Eukaryota; Fungi; Ascomycota; Eurotiomycetes; Onygenales; Onygenaceae
Gene: POL5
Product: DNA-directed DNA polymerase
Exons: 5
Coding region: 1-2961 (986 amino acids)
Biological process (GO): regulation of DNA-templated transcription
Cellular component (GO): nucleolus
Molecular function (GO): transcription factor binding; rDNA binding
Source: RefSeq, a predicted model, not a curated record